This is a messenger RNA of Pelmatolapia mariae (spotted tilapia), 2326 nucleotides long. It is a transcript of the gene rnf214, whose product is annotated as ring finger protein 214. Gene Ontology annotation, molecular function: ubiquitin-protein transferase activity. NCBI's taxonomy places the organism in Eukaryota, Metazoa, Chordata, Actinopteri, Cichliformes, Cichlidae. The record is from RefSeq and is a predicted model, not a curated record. Bases 193 to 1932 code for a protein of 579 amino acids. The transcript is spliced from 6 exons.
CGUAGCUGGCGGCAGGUGUAAACAGGAUCCUAACGGCAGCUGAUAUCGCUGAAGUUUUAUUUUAAAGAGCCUUUUUGGAGCUCACUACGUUGUUGUAAGUUCGCUCGGUGUUUACAGAACACGUAACGUUUGUGUCAAGUUAGAAAAGCGAAUCCAAAAGACUUUAAGUUUCGUUUUUGUAGUUCUUUUAGCAUGGAUGCUAGCGCGGAAACGGCUAUUGAGGGUUCAGACGAUAAAGCGGAAGACCAUCAUGUAAUACAGGAUGGAGACCCGGACUUGGACCUGGACCUUGAACUGGAUUUCGCCAAAAUGGGAGUGACAGAUCUGAAACACAGGGCCCAGGCUGUGCAGACAGACAGCAUGACAGCAGAGUCCAGUGUCAGCACAGAGCCCGACUGGGAGAGUCACGUGGAGGCCGUGUUUCAGUACAGCUCCACCCUGAUGGAGCAGUACGACAAACUAUUGAAAAAACAGGAUCAAGAAGAGGUGGAACAUGAGAAGUACAAACAACAGCUGCAGAAAAGAAAGGAGGAGGCCACUCGGCAACACCAGGGUCUACUGGACAAACUGGAGUCUCUGCGAGUGAAACUGCAGCUGAACAACUCCAAGGCCACCAGGAAGAACUUCUUAGCCAAGAAAGCAGAGAUGACCACUGAGAAAAACAGAGCAGAGGAGGAGAAGAACAGGCUGGCCAAAGAGCUGGAGGAGGGUGAAAAAAAGAUGACAGCGCUUACAGAAGAGCAAAGUGAGGAACAACGGAGGUGGCAGGAGGAGCUGGAGGAGCUGAGGCAGGAGAUGGAGCGAGUGAGGAAGGAAGCACAGGAAGCUCAGCUUCAGGCCUUGCAGGACGAGAUCGCAGCUGUGGAGAAGCAGAGAGACGUAGCCAUGGCUCGCAUUGAGGCCUGGCUGAAAGAGGUGGGGCAAUACCUGAACGCACUCAGGGUGGAGUUUCCACAGCAGUAUUCUCAUGAGAGACAGAAGUGGGAGAAGAAAGAAGUGUUGGUCAGGAGGAACCAGGCUGAGCUCCAAAGUCGCUUCCAGGAGGUUCUGCAGCAGCUUCACCAGGGGCGAGAGUUAGAGUCCCUCCCUAGGAUCAAUGUGCCUUCUUUACCGCAGGUUCCCAUGGCUGAGCUGCGAUUCGAUCAGGUGAUGCAGUCACUGGUUCAGCCACACAUCAUGGCCCCGCCUCUUUCAAACCCAGCUCAUCGACCCCUCCAACAGCAGAGGCACCCACAGUAUUACCAACAGCAGCAGCAGCACCAUCACCCUCACCCGCACCAUCCCCAGUACCGUGCCCCUUACCACCACCACCCACCCCAGCAAUACUUCCAACCCUCCCCAUCAUUGCAGGACCAGCCUCCCCCUCAGCUUCUGCCUCACAUCAGAGGCCCAGUGAGGGUGACUCCCCCUCCUAGUCUGUCCCCCUCUCCCCCCUUUCAGGCCACCCACCCUGUAGCUCCUUCCCCACCACCCCACGCUGUAGCUACUACUGCAGCUUCCUCUGCACCGGCAGGCAAACUGGACAAAGUCCUGGAGAAGCUCGGUGCGAGGUUCCCACAAUGCAACAGGGCUCAGCUGACGUCUCUGCUCCAGCAGGUGAAAAGCUCUCGUGGUACCUUGGCCGGCAUGUCCAUGGAGGAAGUCAUCGAGCAGGUUGGCUUCAGGCUGGCCCAAAACGAGAGGUCAGCCCUGGGGCCCAUUAGCCGGCCCACUCCCCCAGGCCCCAUCCAGAGGCCAACGAAUCCCAUUCAGAGAGCAGCACCAAGUGGACACGCUGCCGGGCCCCGUAAACUCUGCCUGAUGUGCCAGAACCAUGUGGACCCAGAAAGCCGCCACCCACUGAGCUGCUCUCACACCAUCCACAAAGACUGUAUCCAGGUGUGGCUGCAGUCCAGCAAGAAUAACUCCUGCCCCUUCUGUCCAGCAAAGUGACAGAGAUGACAGUCAGCUGUGACUCUCAUCAGCGUCGUUCCAAAUAUUAGUUAUAUGUUAUUAUAGUGUUAUGAUAUAUUCAGUGUUUAAUUAGUCGUCUGGAUUUUUUGAACUGUCUGUUCACAGCAAACUGAAAUGUCAAGGUACUUUUAGAGCAUGUGUUAGCUACAUGCUAAACAUUGCUGAGUAAUCUGUAGUGUUUUGAAUGCUAAUACACUGGAUUUAACUGGGUGAAUUUUUAAAUACUGAAGUUUGGGUUACAGAAACGAGUUUGACUACAAAGCCUUAAAAAUCAAGUUAGUCUUCUCAAUGUCUGUAAUGUUAUUCUGCCACAGGAUGAAAAAUACAAAUGCCUACAACUCCGAAUCACACUGAUCUGUAGGUCUUAAUAAAA